This is a messenger RNA of Echinococcus granulosus, 651 nucleotides long. RefSeq names its product arginine and glutamate-rich protein. Bases 1 to 651 code for a protein of 216 amino acids. Gene Ontology annotation, cellular component: mitochondrion; nucleoplasm. The record is from RefSeq and is a predicted model, not a curated record. The transcript has 5 exons. Lineage: Eukaryota; Metazoa; Platyhelminthes; Cestoda; Cyclophyllidea; Taeniidae. Gene Ontology annotation, molecular function: cadherin binding.
AUGGCUAGGUCGCGCAGUAGGUCUUCGGUUGACCGGCGCCGGUCUAGACAUCGGCGCUAUCGCUCCCCAUCAAGGGACAGACGAAAAAGGGAUCGGGAUCGCGACCGCUCUUAUAGACCCAGUGAUCGUCCACCUCGAAAUAGCAAUCGAUCCGAGCAUCGGCGAAAGCGCGACAGCUCUUCAUCUCCAUCAAAUGAUAAUGAAAAAAGACUAAAGAAGUCACAUUUAAGAGACAUUGAUAGAAAAAUUCGGGAAGCUAGGAAAAAGGAGGAAUACGAGAAAAGAAUGCAGGAGAUGAAGGAGAGAGAGCGUCGCGAGCAAGAGGAGCGAGAACGCGAGCUUGAAGCUGCACGCCAGUUGGAGGCGCGAGUGACCGAGGCCUUCGAGGCGGCCCUGGUCGAUCGGGCGGCGGACCUGAAAACCGAGUUGGAGCGUCUCUACCAGGCGGAGUUGGAGAAACGUGUGCAGCAAAGGAUGGAGGAUAUUGAACGCGAGAUCCAGCGCGCGCAUGAGGAGAAGAGGCGUGUUGAGGAGGAGGAAAGACGCAAGCAGGAGGAGUUGGAACGGAUUCUUGAGGAGAACAAUCGGAAACUCAUGGAGGCCAGAAAACGUGAGGAUACCGCAUUCCAUGGCAAAAAUACGUUUGACUGA